Stegodyphus dumicola is the source of this 549-nucleotide messenger RNA. Its product is annotated as serine/threonine-protein kinase D3-like. Lineage: Eukaryota; Metazoa; Arthropoda; Arachnida; Araneae; Eresidae. The record is from RefSeq and is a predicted model, not a curated record. Gene Ontology annotation, biological process: protein phosphorylation; intracellular signal transduction; phospholipase C-activating G protein-coupled receptor signaling pathway. Gene Ontology annotation, molecular function: protein serine/threonine kinase activity; ATP binding. Gene Ontology annotation, cellular component: cytosol.
AUGCCUGCUGACGGGGAAGAUUCAUCCAAGAACCUGGAAUCUUCUUCUUCUUCUUCGCAGACGGGUUCAGACAAGCAGCUUCUUUCGGACUUCUCUCAGACGUGUCCAGAACCUUUUCCAACAUCUUCUUCUCCAACGUGUCCACAGAUCAUGGAGGUCGUCCAACUUCAGCCGGCUCCAGAAGUUCCAACGUGUCCAAAGGUCAUGGAAAUAGAAUCUCAGCCGGCUCCAGAAGCUCCAACGUGUCCAAAAGUCAUGGAGAUAAAUUCUCAGUCGGGUCCAGAAGUUCCAACGUGUCCAGAGGUCAUGGAAAUAGAAUCUCAGCCGGGUUCAGACAUCGUGGAUCCUCCCACUCAUCCCAAAGAGACUUCAAGAGUUUCAAGACAAUCUGGGGAGGAUCCAGCCUUUCCCGUAUGGAAAGAUUAUAUGGACUUACAAAGUUGGAUGGAUCCUGAAGAAGAAGAAGGAAAUAAUAAUAAUACGGAUGGGUCAGUCAAGUCUGAGUAUGCCAUGAUACCUAAAAGUCAAAAAAUGGAAGCAUUCUUCUAA